UUGAGCGGUCAAUAUCAGGGUGAACCGGGACUCUCUCAUAUAUUAGGUUGAUGGUAUCACUCCCCUCUCUUGUGUUCCUGUCGCCUGUUUCUUUCAUACCGCUCCUAUCGACAGCAGCACCCCAAUCUCACGAUGGCUGGUGGCGUCAAGAAACCCGUCAACAUUUUUAAGCUCAAAAACCUGGGCGAGCCGAAGGAAGUGUUCAACUGGAGGCUAUGGUUCGCCGUCUUCUCCUUCGGCCUGUUGGGCGCUGCCCGUGGUGUUGACGAAGGAUUGAUCAACGGCGCACUCAAGAGCAAGAACUUCCAGGACAGCAUAAACUAUGGCUCGUAUUCGAAGGUUGAGCAAGCAAACAUCAAGGCAAAUAUUUCGUCUAUGGUGCAAGUUGGGAGUGUAGCGGGGGCUCUCAUUGCCUUCCUCAUUUGCGACAGGAUAGGGCGUAUCUGGGCUACCCGAUCUCUCUGCGUGCUUUGGAUCUUGGGCAUCGCUAUCUUCAUGGGUUCGAACGGCAACCUGGGUGCAGUCUACGCGGGGAGGUUCGUCGCUGGUUUAGGCGUGGGGCAGACGCCUGUCGUCGGGCCCGUCUAUAUCGCAGAAAUUGCCCCGGCCACCGUUCGUGGCCUCUCGACUUGCAUUUUCACCGGUUUCGUCUAUCUCGGUAUUGUCCUGGCAUAUUUCACCAACUACGGGUGCCAACUUCACCUCGACGAAACCCCCGCCCGAUGGCAAGUACCUACUAGUCUUCACAUCAUCUUCGCGGGCCUCAUCUUCCUUCUCACCUUCCUACAGUAUGAAUCGCCCCGUUACCUGGUUAAGAUAGGCAAAAACGACAGAGCACUCCACGUCAUGUCCCGCCUCCGCCACUUGCCCCCCGACCACGACUACGUCCAGCGCGAAAUCAACGCCAUCACCCUCAGCCACCACGAAGAAAUGGAAGCCACAAAGGGUGCUGGCUGGCUCGGCAUCCUCAAAGAAACCUUCACCGUGCGCAGCAACCUCUACCGCGUCGCCCUGGCUGUCGGCGCUCAAGUCCUAGGACAAUGGUCCGGCGCCGGCUCCAUCACCAUCUACGCGCCGGACCUGUUCGAGCUCCUCGGUAUUACGGGCACCCAGGAAUCGCUUUUGGUGACAGCCGUCUUCGGCAUCAUCAAGCUCGUAGCCGCCGUCCUCUGCGCCCUCUUCCUCGUCGACUUCAUCGGCCGCAAGCGCUCCCUCCUGCUCGGCAUAACCUGCCAAGCCAUCUCCAUGCUCUACGUGGCCGGCUUCCUGUCCGCCGUCCCGCAGCUCGGCAACGAAGAGGGGUACGUGCUCGCCCCUUCGUCGGGAAAACUGCGUGCCUCGCGCGGCGCCAUCGUCAUGAUUUAUCUAUCUGGAGUCGGCUGGGCGCUGGGUUGGAACAGCAUGCAGUACUUACUCACCGCCGAAUUGUUCCCGCUGCGCAUCCGCGCGUUUUGUACGAGUUUGGCCAUGUGUCUGCACUUUGCCAACCAGUACGGCAGCGCGAGGGCUGUGCCUGUCAUGUUGCUCCCUGUGAGAGAGGGCGGGAUUUCGGGACAGGGGACGUUCUGGUUCUUUGCGGUCGUGACCAUUCUGGGAGGGGUUUGGGUGUUUUGGUUUGUCCCCGAAACCGCGGGCAGAAGUUUGGAGAGCAUGGAUCGCUUGUUUAGUUUGCCGUGGUGGAAGAUUGGGCGGUAUGGGAAUAGGGAGGCGGCGGUGCUGGAUGAAGCGGAACGGGUGGGAGGGGAGAAGGAGGGCGAGAUGAUGUCGAGGAGCGGGUCGCAUGUGGAGGAGAAGGGGAUGGUGUAUGGGGCGGAGAGGAGGGUUUGAUGAUGUCGGAAUUGUGAUAGGAAGACUGUUGGAUAAGAAUUGAAUGAGUGUGAGAGUCUGAGGUAAUGAAUCAUAUCCUGCCAUGGUAAUUCUUAUUGUCUUCAUAC
Molecule: messenger RNA, 1934 nt
Organism: Neurospora tetraspora
Lineage: Eukaryota; Fungi; Ascomycota; Sordariomycetes; Sordariales; Sordariaceae
Product: general substrate transporter
Exons: 2
Coding region: 133-1827 (564 amino acids)
Biological process (GO): carbohydrate transport; transmembrane transport
Cellular component (GO): membrane
Molecular function (GO): carbohydrate:proton symporter activity
Source: RefSeq, a predicted model, not a curated record